GCGCUCACUCUCUCACUCAGCCUUUAGGCGCCGCUCAGGACGCUCAGUGCGCGCCGAACAACUCGGGUCACAGCCUGCGCACCGCAAACACAAAGAAACACCAUGUCGAGCGACGCGUCCUUCGAGUGCCGCCGGGUCAGCCCCUGCGUGCGCGGCAACCAGUUCGACACAGCGAACCGCAAGAAGGCUGUAGCCAACAUUUUCGAUAAUGUCAACCAGCACGCGCUGAUGCGGCUGUUCCAGAAAACCGGCGACAUGAAGGCGGAGGAGAGAGUGAGGAGCAUCUUCGACACCCAGGACCCAGAGGAGACGGCGCGUGCGCUCAUGGCUCUGAAGCAGCGAAAGAAGGACAAGUUCCUCCGCAUCACGGGGAUGCUGCGCCAGCUCCUCCAAGCGCGCUGAGCGGGUUCUCCUCUCUGUGACCCAGUCCCGUCUCUCCCUCUUCCUGCGGGCUCAGUGCGGGCCGGACCUGACUUGCACUGCCGUUAUGACUGGGUGACCGCCGUGGGUGCAGGCGAUCACCGGCUUCCUUGGCGCCGAGAGACGCGCACCGGAUGGCGCAGACGCAGCGGCUGUUGCUCCGUGGACGGAGAUGACAGCGGAGAGUCAUGGACCGACAGCGCAACAUCCGACUGGGGAUGAAGCGCAUCUUUGUCUUCCCUGCACACAUGAACCCAUGACUGCGUGACUGUGGGGCUGCGCCGCGCACAGGCGCACGUGAACUGAAGCCGGCGUACAUGGAUGCGCAGCUGCAAACUCAGACUAUGAUGCCAAAGAACAUGGCAAAAUGUGUCUGAAUCAGAAUGCCUGACUUUGACAUCGCGCCUUCUUUUACAACUAAAUGUUGUAUUUCAUUAGUGGCUACUGAUGUAUUUUGUUACAAACUACAACAAGUUCCUUUGUUUGUCAUUUUUAUGAAUAAAUUAUUAUAUUUGAUAC
Messenger RNA from Thalassophryne amazonica, 939 nucleotides. It is a transcript of the gene tcima, whose product is annotated as transcriptional and immune response regulator a. The coding region runs from base 103 to 402 and encodes 99 amino acids. The transcript has a single exon. The record is from RefSeq and is a predicted model, not a curated record. Lineage: Eukaryota; Metazoa; Chordata; Actinopteri; Batrachoidiformes; Batrachoididae. Gene Ontology annotation, molecular function: Notch binding. Gene Ontology annotation, biological process: endothelial cell activation involved in immune response; negative regulation of Notch signaling pathway. Gene Ontology annotation, cellular component: cytosol; nucleus.